AACUUCGAUAGGAAGAGGCAACUCUCUGAAUCGCAGACAGAAACAAUGAACAAUUCAGACAGCAGAAUAAAUCCUAGACAACUGGGAACUCCCAGAGGUAUUAAAGCAGAGUGAGGAUCCUAUGCUGCUGUCCCAACAUCAGGUGAUAGAAAGAAUCGAAAUAAACCCGCUCGAGGGAGGAAGAAGAGUAUAUUUGAAGCCUACAUGUCAAAAGAAGAUGUUUCAGCAGGACUGAAAAGGGGAGAGCUAAUUCAGGGACCCUUGAGAAUAAAUCCUAAGAAGUACCAUGAAGCCUUCAUUCCAUCUCCAGAUGGGACUCGCGAUAUCUUUAUUGAUGGAGUGGUUGCUCGCAACAGAGCCCUGAAUGGUGACAUCGUGGUAGUGAAACUGCUUCCAAAGGAGCAAUGGAAGGUAAUAAAGCCAGAUGGUAGUGACAAAGAAACAGAAGCCACACAUGAAUCAGAUGUCCCCGAGGAUAUGUUGGGGACUUGCGUUCCUCGAGAGACAGCAAAAGGCGAUGCUAAAAGUCCGGAUGUCAUUAUAGAAGCUCAGUUUGAUGAUAAUGCUGCAGAGCAUGGACAAGACCACUUGCAAGAUACGUGGGCUGAUGACAUUAAGAGACUUUCCCUGGAUACCAGUGAGAAGGGCAAGGAGGAAGGCAAUAGCAUCCUGGUGCUACUGAAGCCUGCAAUGGAAGUUAAUGUUGGGAAAGCUUCUUAUGCUGUUCUUCUCUAUUACAAGCUCAGGUCAAUGAAGGCUGUUGGGAUCGGUGGUGUGCACAGAACAAAGCAAGAUGAUGGACCUAAGGUGAAUGAUCCCAGGCUCCUCCCAGAUAUGUUUCUUCAAAGGACAGCCAAGGUGGUCUAUAUUUUGGAAAAGAAACAUUCCCGAGCAGCUACAGGCUUUAUCAAGCUUCUGGCAGACAAGAACAGUGAACUCUUCAGGAGGUGUGCCAUGUUCUCACCUGUGGACCACAGAGUGCCCAGGGCCUACGUGUCCUUGGCUGAUUGCCCUCCAGACUUUGUGACCAGGCCUGAGGACUAUUCAAAUAUGCUCUUCAUCUGUCGCAUAGUGGACUGGAAAGAAGACAGCAACUUUGCAACAGGGCAGUUGGCCAAAAGUCUUGGGCAGGCUGGGGAGAUUGAGCCGGAAACGGAAGGGAUCCUGACGGAGUACGGUGUGGAUUUCUCUGACUUUUCCCCCGAAGCCCUGGAAUGUCUUCCCCAGAGCCUACCCUGGGUUAUCUCACCGGGAGAGAUGGCCAAAAGAAGAGAUUUAAGGAAAGAAUGCAUUUUCACCAUCGACCCAUCAACUGCCAAGGAUCUUGAUGAUGCUUUGUCCUGUAAACAACUCCCUGACGGGAACUUCGAAGUGGGUGUUCACAUCGCGGAUGUCAGCUACUUUGUACUGGAAGAAACAGCACUGGAUAAAGUAGCGAGUGAAAGAGCAACUAGUGUCUAUCUAGUGCAAAAGGUGAUCCCGAUGCUUCCCAAGCUGCUCUGUGAGGAGUUAUGCAGUCUCAAUCCCAUGCGAGAUAGACUGACGUUCUCUGUGAUGUGGAAGGUGACUCCAGAAGGCAAGAUCCUUGAUGAAUGGUUUGGGCGGACGGUCAUCUGCUCCUGCGUGAAGCUAAGCUAUGACCAUGCACAGAGUAUGAUUGAAAGCCCCGGGAAGGUGUUCUCACCUGAAGAACUUCCCCCUGUCUCCCCUCAGCACUCAAUAGCUGAGAUCCAGCAAGCUGUGCUGAACCUGCAUCGAAUUGCCCAGCACCUCCGCAAACAGCGCUUCAUUGACGGUGCUCUGCGCUUAGACCAGCUGAAGCUCUCGUUUACCUUGGACCAGGAGAGCGGGAUGCCUCAAGGCUGUUAUAUCUAUCAGUACCGGGAUAGCAACAAGCUGGUGGAAGAGUUCAUGCUGCUCGCGAACAUGGCCGUGGCCCAUCAGAUCUACCGCUCCUUCCCUGAACAGGCCCUGCUUCGCCGCCACCCUCCACCCCAAACCAAGCUGCUGAAAGACCUCAUGGAGUUUUGCAACCAAGUUGGCCUCGACAUUGACUUCAGCAGCGCGGGGACCCUACAUAAAAGCUUAAAUGAAACAUUUGGUGCUGACAAAUACUCUGAAGCCAGGAAAGAAGUGCUGACCAACAUGUUCUCCAGGCCCAUGCAGAUGGCUCUCUACUUCUGCACCGGCGUCCUGAAGGAUGAGACCCUCUUUCGCCACUACGCCCUGAACGUGCCCUUCUACACACACUUCACCUCGCCCAUCCGCCGCUACGCAGACAUCAUAGUGCACCGUCUCCUCUCUGCCUCACUUGGUGCCAGCUCCCCCAUCAAGAUGGAGAAAGAGGCCAUCCAGAGACAGGCAGAUCACUGCAACGACCGGAAAAUGGCUUCCAAGAGGGUGCAGGAGCUCAGUGCUGACCUCUUCUUUGCCAUCUUUGUCAGGGAGUGUGGUCCUCUGGAGUCAGAGGCCAUGGUGAUGGGUGUCCUGAACGAGGCCUUUGAUGUCCUGGUGCUGAAGUUUGGAGUCCAGAAGCGCAUCUACUGCAAUGCACUGCCGUUGCUGGGAUUCCACUUCCAGAAGGUAGGGAGGAAACCAGAGCUGACACUCAUGUGGGAGCCAGAGAAGCUGGAGCAGGAGUCUGUGCCCCAGGUGAUCACCAUUUUCACGCUGGUGGAGGUCGUGUUGACAUCGGACGGCGUCCCGCUCAAGUACAGCGCCCUGCUCAAGAGACCGAGCUCGGAGAAGUGAGCGCCCCGGGCUGCGCAUGCUCCCUGCUGCCGACGGUCGCUCACCUCCCAGGCCCCACAAUGGCACCUGCUGGGGACAGAGGGGACCCACGAGGAGUUUGCAGUUUUGAGUUUUAAAACCGAUGCCGUUUUAUUUCUGGUUUGGAUUGGAUUUUAACUCUGGAUGGGAGUGGGGCUCAGGGCUUGAGCCUG
Messenger RNA from Gavia stellata (red-throated loon), 2942 nucleotides. RefSeq names its product DIS3 like 3'-5' exoribonuclease 2 (gene DIS3L2). Gene Ontology annotation, cellular component: P-body; exosome (RNase complex). Gene Ontology annotation, biological process: miRNA catabolic process. Gene Ontology annotation, molecular function: RNA binding; 3'-5'-RNA exonuclease activity. The transcript is spliced from 23 exons. Lineage: Eukaryota; Metazoa; Chordata; Aves; Gaviiformes; Gaviidae. The record is from RefSeq and is a predicted model, not a curated record.